AUGGUCGACCCCGAGCUUGCAGCAGCAAUCGCUGCACUGCCUACCCCGACUCCACAAGAGGGGACGCCUACGCUCGAAGAAUCCAAAGCCGUAUUCAACAGCGUCAUCGCACUGCCGUUUAGAAACUGGCAGAAGACGCAACUUCCGGAUGAAUCUACGUAUACCGUGAGAGACAGGAUUGUACCUGUAGAUGGCGGAGGCAUACCUGUGCGAUGCGUCGUCCCUAUCGUUGAGGACGAGAACGCGACGUUUCCCGUCCUCUUCCACAUGCACGGUGGAGGGUUCAUAUUUGGCGAUAUCAACUUAGACGAUUACUCCCUCCGCCGUCUAGCCGUAGACCUGAAGAUAUCUGUCGUCAAUGUUGAGUACCGCUUAGUGCCCGACUACACCUUCCCGACCCCACUCAACGACUGCAUUGCGGCGCUGAAAUGGGUCGUCGAGAACACGUCUGACCUCAAGGCCGAUUUGACUAAAGGUCUUAUCCUCAUGGGCGAUUCGGCUGGAGGCAACCUCGCUGCGGUUCUUGCGCACGAGGCGCACGACGACCCGUUCUUCAGCGGGAGACAACCGACUGGGCAGUUCCUGCGCGAGCCCUGGCUUGCCCACUCUGAUAGCAUUCCUGAGAGACUUAAGCCGCACUAUCGCUCCAUGGAAGAGAACGCGAAGCACGACUUGCCGAUGGCUCCGACGCGCGUGGGGCUCGAUGGCCUGAUGUUGGUAUACAAGGCACCUCUGACGGACCCGCGAUUUUCUCCGUUGCUCUACCCGUCCCAUGAGGGCCUCCCGCCGGCAUAUUUCCAAGUCAUGGGACUAGACAUCCUCCGGGAUGACGGCGUCGUCUACGAGCAGGAGCUGAAAGCAGCUGGGGUGAAGACGAAGCUCGAUGUGUAUCCCGGCGUCCACCACGGCUUCCACGGGCAGUUUCCGGCGAUUCCUAUUGCGACGAAGCUCUGGGCGGAUGUUCAGACGGGCAUUAAGUGGCUUCUGCGAGGCGGAGAAUGA
Trametes versicolor FP-101664 SS1 is the source of this 1002-nucleotide messenger RNA. RefSeq lists its product as uncharacterized. Gene Ontology annotation, molecular function: hydrolase activity. The record is from RefSeq and is a predicted model, not a curated record. NCBI's taxonomy places the organism in Eukaryota, Fungi, Basidiomycota, Agaricomycetes, Polyporales, Polyporaceae. The transcript is spliced from 8 exons. The coding region runs from base 1 to 1002 and encodes 333 amino acids.